GUACAAUUCAAGCUUCUCGCUUAUGUUUACUCAUGGGUUUCUCAUCUCGUGAAACCAGAUGCGGUACUGUCAAAAAGCGCCAAGCGACCCGGGAUUCGCGGCCGGGUGAACGAUUUCGCGAAUUCGGAGGCCCAGCGCCGAUGAGCCUGAAUUCCAGAUAGAUUACUUAUUGGCUGCUGAAUUUCUCACAGAUCACGCUAUUCCGGCUGCUCACCCGGAAACGCCUUUACAAUUUCUAUAUACACCAAACGGAUAAUUUCCAGGCUAUGGUUCUUCUUCAACCCCAGGCUUCCAUAAGCGACGGACGAUAUGCAGCAAGGACUAUGUCCCCCGCAUACAUCAAAUUUUCCCCUCCAUGGAAUAUUCUCCAUCCAAUAAAGAUGAUGGUAAUGGUGGCAAGGUCGUGUUCGGCCUAGUGUUGCAAAAAAUGUAAAAAAAUAAAUCUGCCCUUAUAUAUCAUCCAAAUUUCCCCACGCCCCGAUGCUCUGUUCUAUGUCACUUGCGUCGUUCCUUUCAUUGCAAUCAUGAAGUUGUCGAGCUUUGCUGGUAGGGUUUUCGGCUCGGUUCUAUAUGGUAAGCCUGGAGAUGCACUUCUGGCUGUGCUGUAUUUACUAAUUGUCAAUAGUGGCAUCUACUGCUCUUGCACAGGAUUUUGCCACACAUGGAAUGUACACCGAACCAAAUACUCGAAUCACUUUCUAUACCAGCUACCAGCAGGAUGGACCAAUUACUGGAGGUGGGGAGUUUUCAAUGACAUCUGUUGGAGGUUUCACAUUUGGCAUGGCUUUACCACCAAGUGCGGCAACCACGGAUUAUUAUGAUUAUAUUGGGCUAGUUGUAUGUAAUACCAAAUUCGAUUCGGUUGGAUACCUGAUACUAACCUCUUCAGAUCGGCUCUACCCCCAACAAAAAGGGAUGGACUGGUGUACUACAUGGAGAUCAAGGUGCAGGAAUGCCUAACCAUCUCAUGAUUUUGGCAUGGCCUACAGGAAAUGGAAACGAGAUUGCAACAUCUUUCCGCUACUCACCGUAAGCACGCUCGUUUCAGUUGCUUCUGUGCAAAGACUAACUGCACCAAUAGCUCUUACCAGUUGCCAGUCAUUUACCAAGGAAGUGCCAAAUUGACGAAAAUAUACACAAAUGUCAAUGACACACAUUGGACGAUGGUAUACAAGUGUUCAAGGUGUCUGAUCUUCGAUGAUCCCUCACAAAGCGAAUUCAACGCCUCAACCUCUGCAGGUCAAUUCGGUGCAGGUUGGGCUCAGUCAGUAACUAGUCCAGUGAACCCGCCAGAUCCAAACUCGGAUUUCUCCCAGCACGAUAAUGGACAAGGCUCAUACCGGAUCAUUGUUAGUUCUGCCACUCAAGAGUCCUAUAGUAAAUGGGAGAGUAUGACGGCUACCGCAGCUCCUCCAUCUUCUACAACGACCCCUCCAACUACAACCACUCUUCCGGUCUCAGGAGUCCCAGUCCCAACACAAACUAGCUAUGAUUACGUUGUGAUAGGAGGCGGAGCUGCUGGCAUACCAAUUGCUGACAAGCUUUCCGAAUCUGGGAAAUCGGUUCUGCUCAUUGAAAAGGGAGUUGCAUCUUCUGCUAGAUGGGGUGGAAGUAAGUAAAACCUACAAAGCACCUAAUCACGCUGACAUGAGUAUAGCCUAUCGACCUGAAAGCGGGUGGUUAGACGGGCAUAACUUGACUUGGUUCGAUAUACCAGGAGAAUGUAACAGAAUCUGGAAUGGUGGAUCGGCUGGCGUUGCUUGCACCGACACGGAUCAAAUGGCAGGUUGUGUUCUCGGUGGAGGGGCUGCGGUCAAUGCUGGACUAUGGUGGAAGGUACAUUGUAUCUCCGAGGCCCUGCUGUUUAAGUCCUAACAUUCAACAGGCAAACCCAUCCGAUUGGGAUUACAAUUUUCCCGCAGGAUGGAAAGCCAGAGAUAUGCAAGGUGCAACAGAUCGAGUGUUUUCUAGAAUACCGGGAACAGACCACCCUUCCCUUGACGGGAAGCUCUAUGUUCAAUCAGGUUUUGAUACCCUCAGAACGGGCCUCGAGAAGGCCAAGUGGAAGAGUGUCACAGCAAACAAUGUCCCAGGCGAAAAGAACAGAACCUAUGCGCAUACCCCGUACAUGUCUGCCAAUGGAGAGAGAGGCGGACCGAUGGCGACAUACCUAGUCACCGCCUCCAAGCGGAAGAAUUUCCAAUUGUGGCUUAACACAAGUGUCGAACGCAUCAACCGGGUUGGUGGACAUGCUGUCAACCUUGACGUCUCCCCUACAAUUAAUGGAGGCCGUGUAGGCACUGUCAAAUUGACACCGGUCACUGGUCGUGUGAUUCUUGCAGCCGGUGCAUUUGGAACCCCAAAACUCCUAUUCCGAAGCGGAAUUGGCCCCAAGGAUAUGCUUGAUGUUGUUGCUAGCAGCUCAGACUCUAAAGUCAUGAUCAACUCUGCAAGCUGGAUUAAUCUUCCGGUUGGACAAGGUCUCAAUGAUCACCUGAAUACGGAUACCGUCAUCUCCCAUCCAAACGUUUCUUAUUAUGACUGGGUUGAAGCCUGGAACACGCCAAUUGAACAAGACAAAGUCAACUACCUCACCAAACGAAUCGGUCCUCUCACCCAAGCUGCACCAAACAUUGGACCGAUGAUGUGGGAAGAAAUUAAGGGCCCCGAUGGUAUCGUCAGACAAUUCCAGUGGACUUCCAGAGUUGAGGGGUCGAUGGGCGAGCCGAAUGGAAAUACCAUGACACUCAGUCUUUACCUUGGUCGUGGCUCUGUUUCCCGUGGCAGAACCUCUAUCAACAAAGGUUUGAAUAUGCUGGUGUCUACCAUUCCGUAUGGUGAUCCGAAUGAUCUCGCUGCCGCGGCUGCUGCGAUCGAUAGUAUGGUCAAGACACUGAAUACCAUUCCGAACAUCACCUGGGUACAUCCUACAGCCAACCUAACCGGAGCGGAAUAUCUCAAGACUGUAAGACAACUCAAACCCACCUCCCUCCGAAUCCGUGCUAAUAAAUGUAUAGCUCCCACUAGACUACGCCAACGUCGGCUCCCGGCGUUCCAACCACUGGAUGGGCACCGCCAAACUCGGUACGGACAGCGGUCUGAAAGGCGGAACUUCCGUCGUCGACACCAACACCAAGGUCUACGGCACCGACAACAUCUUCGUCGUCGAUGCCAGUAUCUGGCCUGGGAUGCCGUCUACCAACCCCAGUGGCUUGAUUGUCGUCGCGGCUGAACACGCAGCGGAAUUGAUUCAGAGACUACCGCUUAAUACUGCGCUUCCGAAGGUACGUCUUUACUAGUAUCUCUGCAUUGUCUGUGAGGGAGAGAGAUUCUGAUAACUCAUUAGGGCGCGAAAUGCGGUGGCGCGGAUUAUGGUGGGAGUCAGGUCUGUAGAGAUCCGUUUGUGUGUAAGGUUGUCUCGAAGAGUCUGUCGACGGUUAGUAUUCCCCCUCCUAUCCAUCUUCAUCGUCCAUUUACUAUUUACUGAUUGAUUUUCCUUAUAGUGCGCGUAAGAACUGUGGUAGAGCAGAGCUGGAUAUAUGAAUUUUUGUACAUACUUUUUUUCUUGUUCCCUGAGUAUUUCGUUGUGUGGAGCUUGCUAGUGUGUUUGUACUGUUGUACUGUAUAUAUUUUUAGUACAUACGUGACAACACGAUAUGAUAUAAAUAUAUACCUUUCCUUUUCUUGCUGUGUUAUAAGCGGCUUGCAUGACGUAGAUGGAGUAAUUGGAGUAGAGUGUCUCGCAC
Hymenoscyphus albidus is the source of this 3746-nucleotide messenger RNA. The record is from the annotation of a GenBank genome assembly. NCBI's taxonomy places the organism in Eukaryota, Fungi, Ascomycota, Leotiomycetes, Helotiales, Helotiaceae.